Molecule: messenger RNA, 4558 nt
Organism: Phragmites australis (common reed)
Lineage: Eukaryota; Viridiplantae; Streptophyta; Magnoliopsida; Poales; Poaceae
Product: autophagy-related protein 18h-like
Exons: 9
Coding region: 956-4012 (1018 amino acids)
Biological process (GO): response to starvation; autophagy
Cellular component (GO): cytoplasm
Molecular function (GO): protein binding
Source: RefSeq, a predicted model, not a curated record
GGAACGGCUGCCCGGUUUGUUGCAUCGGAACCUCACCAACGCAACGAAUCUGGAACCCAAGAAGGCUCCGCGGCCGGCACGGCACCCUCGUCCCAGAAUCCCGGUACCUCGCGUUCCUCGGUAACCAGUUACGAUCUGCCCAUCAACCAGGGCCAUCGGAGAUCGGACGCUCGAUCUCAGAGCACCAACAACCUCCCGUAUCCGCCGAGGCCAAAAACUGCACGUUUCAUGGUAGCACAGCGGAGCCCGUCUGUGCAGUUUUCUCGGCGGUAGAAGCUUGGAAGACAAGCCCAGAAGGGCGGGGCAAGCGGCUAGGCUCAAACAGCAGCAGCGUUGGGGCGUGGAGGUCGCAGCGGCGGAGGAACCCUGCUCGGCAAGGGAUCUAUCCCCUCAUAUUCCCCUUGCGUGGAAGCUCCCCUCCCCUUCACCCGCCACGGGCACACAGCGCCAGGCGCCGCGCGCUCGUGGAUAGGUCGUGGGCCUGGGAUGGCAGAGGGUGGGAAAGGAGUUGGCUUCGGGGACGCGAAGCGAGGCAGGGGAGAGGAGAACCGGGGGGAUUUCUUGGGAUUAUUUAAAGGGGAGGGAGGGAGAUAGGCACACGAAAGCAACAGCGAGGAGAGAGAAGAAGAGGGAGAGAAGGGAAAAGGGAGAAGCCAGGGAGUUGUUGGUUUUGGUUCUGGUCGGAGUCGGAGGGGAAGGGGAAGGCGAGAGGAGAGGAGAGGGGAGGAGGAGGGAGAUGGUUGCGAGCUGAGUAAGCGGAUCGCAGCGGCGGGUUGGGGAUCGGUCGGAGCGGGGCGCACUCGGAUGGUAUUGGGCUUCGCCGGCGCCGGAGGCGGCGAUCGCGGAUGGGCGGCGGCGGCGGGGUCUGGGGGCGGGGGUUGUAGGAGCGGCGGCGGAGUCGGAGCGGGUGCUCGUGCUGGUCUCCGGGCGGGAGGAGGGGGAGCGGGGAGGGAUUAUGAGGCGGGGGAAGGGGGGAAGGAAUGGGUUGCUGCCGAGCUCGCUGCGGAUCAUAUCGUCGUGCCUCAAGACGGUGUCUUCCAACGCCGGCUCCGUCGCGUCCACGGUGCGCUCGGCCGGCGCCUCCGUCGCCGCCUCCAUCGCCCCCCAGGCUGAGGACGAGAAGGACCAGGUUUUGUGGGCUGGGUUCGAUAAAUUAGAGUUCCAUCCAUCAUCAUUCAAGCAUGUUCUGCUCGUUGGUUAUUCAAAUGGGUUUCAAAUGCUUGAUGUUGAGGAUGCUGCAAAUGUUUGCGAAUUGGUCUCAAAACGUGAUGGCCCAGUUACGUUUUUACAAAUGCAACCCACUCCAGUCAGCUCUGAAGGCAUUGAAGGAUUCAGAGCAUCACAUCCCAUGCUUCUGGUUGUUGCUGGUGAUGAGACAAAUGGCCUGGGUGCAGUUCAAGGUGGUCGCUUAAGCGCACUGAUCAGAGACACAAACAGGGAACCUCAAUCAGGAAAUUGCAUUUCUACCCCCACGGUUGUUCGCUUCUACUCUUUGAGGUCUCACACCUAUGUACAUGUUCUUCGAUUUCGGUCUGCCGUAUAUUUAGUUCGCUGCAGCCCACGGAUUGUUGCUGUAGCUCUUGCAGCACAAAUCUACUGCUUUGAUGCUGUUACUCUUGAGAACAAGCUCAGUGUCUUGUCAUAUCCUUUGCAAGGUUCUCCUGGGGUAAAUAUUGGGUAUGGCCCGAUGACUGUUGGCCCAAGAUGGUUAGCGUAUGCCUCAAAUACCCCUUUAUUGUCAAACACAGGUCGUCUUAGUCCACAAAACCUUACACCUUCGCCAGGAGUGAGCCCAUCUACUUCUCCUAGCAGUGGAAGCUUAGUUGCUAGAUAUGCAGUGGAGUCUAGCAAGCAAAUAGCUGCUGGUAUUAUUAAUCUUGGUGAUAUGGGAUACAAAACAUUGUCAAAGUACUGCCAGGAACUUCUGCCUGAUGGUUCUAACUCCCCUUUGUCAUCAAGCCCAGGCAGGAGAUCUGGUAAAAUUCCUUCCAGUGUGCAUCCACUGGAAGCUGACAAUGCAGGAAUGGUAGUCAUCAAGGAUUUCACGUCCAAAGUUGUUAUCUCACAGUUUAGGGCUCACACAAGUCCCAUAUCUGCUCUUUGUUUUGACCCUAGUGGGACACUUUUGGUCACAGCCUCGGUUCAUGGCCAUAACAUAAAUGUUUUCAGGAUCACGCCAACCUGCGUUGCUAAUGGCUCGAGCGCAAAACGCUAUGAUUGGACAGCAUCUCAUGUUCACCUUUAUAAACUGUAUCGCGGCAUGACAGCAGCUGUUAUACAGGACAUAUCUUUUAGUCAUUUUAGCCAGUGGAUAUCAAUUGUUUCAUCGCGAGGUACUUGCCAUAUUUUUACAAUGUCUCCUUUUGGUGGUGAUGCCAGUCUGCAGCCACAGAAUUCCCACAGUGAUGGGCCACCUCUUGCCCCAUGUCAGUCAAGGCCAUGGUGGUCAAAGCCGUCCUUUCUUAUGGAUCAACAGCUUCAUCAAGUGCCCUCGACUGUUACAAAUUCAGUAGUCAGUAGGAUUAAAAAUAGCACUUCUGGUUGGCUAAAUACUGUCAGUAAUGUGGCUGCUUCUGCGAGUGGAAAACUAUCUGUACCAUCUGGUGCUGUUACUGCUGUUUUCCACAAUUCCAUUUACCAAGGUUCUUUGCCGGUCCCAUCAAAGGCAAAUGCUUUGGAGCAUCUAUUGGUGUAUUCACCAUCUGGUCAUGUUAUUCAACAUGAACUUUUACCCUCUUCAAGUUCUGAGCCCUCUGAUAGCAGUCCAAGAGUUGGUUCAGUUCCUAACUCGCAACUCCAAGAUGAUGAGUUGCAUGUUACUGCCGAACCAAUUCAAUGGUGGGAUGUGUGCCGCAGGACAAAUUGGCCAGAAAGAGAUGAAAACAUUGCAAACAUUGUAUUCUAUAAUAAAAGAAACAGUAUGAUGGCUAUGGAUGCUUCUGAUUGUGAAGAUAGUGAACAUUCGGAUUCCACUCCAUCAAAUGAUGGUAUGUGUGGUUUGAGAGUCCGAGAAAGAUCAAGCUGGUAUCUGUCAAAUGCAGAAGUACAGAUAAGCUCAUGGAGGAUUCCCAUCUGGCAGAAAUCUAAGAUUUGCUUCUAUGUGAUGGACCAUCCUGCUGCAGAGUCAGGGGAAACAGAUACCAUUAGUGGUGGAGAAAUUGAGAUUGAGAAGUUACCUCUUCACGAGGUUGAAAUCAGGAGAAGGGAAUUGCUCCCUGUAUUCAAGCAGUUCCAAUAUUCUGAGCGAAAUUCUAGUGACAGGAAUCAUACAAAUGGAGGUUAUCAGAAUACCUUGUCCCACAUUGGCAUUGGACAGUAUCACUCAGUAAAGGAUAGUGGUCAGUACGAAUCCAAGCCGGUGGCCCCUAUAUCUGGAUUUUAUGCUGAUAUGAGGAAAACAGGGAACAUGAAUGGUCUGGCUAGGCAGCCAUUGUCUGGACCUAGCUCUGCUCUUACUUUGCAGCAAGUGGCAAAGUGCAAUUCCAUUGAAUCUCCUAAAGCUGCAAAUUUGACUGCCCAUCACAAAGUAGAGAACGAGAAUAAUGGCUAUGUAUCAACACCGCCUGAAACAAAUGCAUCUACCAUCAUUCCACAAGCUAGAGAGAGUGAGGAUUGUGUACCAUCACAUACCAGACCAUUGAGCAACUAUUCCCUCUUGGAUGGAUCUCUUGAUGGAGUGCUGUCUCCUGCAAAUAGUGUAUCAUGCAAGCCUGAAAUAACCAAUAAUUCCUUGGUCAGCAACAGUGCAAGCACUGACAUACCUAAUGGGGGUCUUACCAUUAUCGAUUCUGGACAGCAGGGGGUGUCUGAUUCUCACAACUCAGUGGAGUUUACCCAGUUUUUCCAAGAGGGCUAUUGUAAAAUAUCAGAACUCGAUGACUGCCGUGAGUUAACUGAAGCUGUUACUGACGCUGACAGCAGCAGCAGCCACUGCGAGAGAGAGAAGCCUGAGGAAGAUGGGGACAACGAUGACAUGCUUGGAGGAGUUUUCGCCUUCAGUGAAGAAGGUUGAACUUACUAUACUGCUUUACUCGAGAUAAGAGAUAAUGGAAAACAGCGCCCACAACAUUCGGUGUGCAUAAUAUGUAGAUGUUGAAAUUCUGGUAGGCUAUUGUGGAAUAAAGUUGCGCUGAAACGACAAUCUACCGUGGUACAUAUUAGAAAGGUAAAGCUUGCGCUCCAUGUUUCAUCUAUCAGAAGUUCUACUCUGCAAUCUGAGGCCAGGAUCCCUCCAGGCAAUUUACUAGUCCUUGGAUCCACGUUUAAGGGAGAUCGGUGUUGUUGAGAAGUUGCCAUUGCCUGCCGCAACACUGCCCCCUUCUGUUGAUUUGUACAUAUACUGUGAGACCCAUUUGUUUUGUCCCAUACUUCUGGGACAUUGGAUGGUUCUAAAACCUCUACCUUGGCAGCCAUAUUUAUUGACCGCUCCCUGCCAAGGCUUGUGAAUGUUCCAUGUUUAUUUGUACAGACUUUCUGUUUUAUUGGAAAAAGGAAAAUCUUGCGACGAUUAAUGUGACAACUGUAUAAACAUUCAGUAAAGAAUUUGCAUUUACGAAGA